AUGAUUGUCCGUGGCGUGUCGCGGUGCUCUACCAAGCUCAAGCUCCCAUUUGCCCGAACGAACAUUACACGCGCUCAACCGCAAUGCCGACAAUUCGCGACGCCUGCCGCUGGUACCCCAACGGCUUCAAGCUCCGGUAGCGCAGCUGGCAUGCUUGCGCCGUUCGCGAACGAACUCGACAGGAUCGCACCUUCUUUCAGCAUCAACGGCUCCCAGAUUAAGAUUAUCAGAACGCCGGCCGAUUUCUACGAGACAUUAAAGGAGCGGAUACGGAAUGCAAAGAAGAGGAUCUUCCUGUCAACGUUAUACAUCGGAAAGACAGAGAAAGAGUUGAUUGCGACCCUACACGAAGCUCUGCGAAACAACCCUGAGCUGAAGCUAAGCAUUCUGACGGACGCCCUACGAGGCACGCGAGAGGAGCCGAAUCCGUCAUGCGCAUCACUUCUCGCACCACUCGUAUCGGAGUUUGGCCCAGAUAGAGUGGAAAUCCGCAUGUACCACACACCGAACCUGACGGGGUUGAGGAAGAAGUACAUACCAAAGCGCAUCAACGAGGGCUGGGGCCUACAACACAUGAAGCUAUAUGGCGUUGAUGACGAAAUUAUUCUCUCUGGGGCGAACCUCUCAUCAGACUACUUCACGAACCGACAAGAUCGUUACCACCUCUUUUCCUCCAAGGAGGUGACCGACUACUUCUGGAACAUCCACCAGGGCGUAUCCUCUUUCAGUUUUCUCGUUGAGCCUUCGCAAGAACCUGCUGGCUUCGCCCUGACCUGGCCUAAGUCUAACCCCGCGCCGUCUCCCCUUAAAGAGCCGAAGCAGUUCAUCGGCACCACGACUCCUGCCCUCAAUGCUCUGAUUUCGCCCACGCAAGCAGCCUCUGCGGAUGUGGGCAAAGACACCAAGGUCUACAUGCUUUCCCAACUCACACAGCUCAUGAGCCCAAACACCUCUACAGAGCUUCCUGCCGUCACUCAUGUACUAUCAACACUUGGGAAGCCCGAGUACGCCGGCUCGUCGUGGACCUUUACCGCAGGUUACUUCAACCCUGCGCCGUCACUGACCAAGCUCCUGCUGUCGACGGCAUCACAAAGCAAUGUCGUCAUCACCGCCUCUCAGCAGGCAAACGGUUUCUACCAAUCCCCAGGCGUGUCUGGACUCUUGCCAGGCGCCUACACUCUUCUCGCGCGCCGUUUUGUCCGCGCCGUCCACGAACGCAAGCUCGACGACUCAAUCGCUCUUAAAGAGUGGCGCAAGGGAACGAUCGGCGAGCCCGGCGGCUGGACAUAUCAUGCCAAGGGCCUCUGGAUCACACUGCCGGGAGAACAAAACCCAUCAAUUAGUAUUGUCGGAAGUUCCAACUAUACCAAACGCAGCUAUACCCACGAUCUUGAGGCUGGUGCCAUGAUCCUCACAAAGGAUGAAGACCUCAAGAAGCGCCUCGGCGAGGAGCAGACGUGGCUCCAAGAUCACGCAGAGCGAGUAACCCGUGAGGACUUUUCCAAAAAUGAGAGGCGGGUUGGCAUCCAGGUGAGGAUAGCCAUGUGGAUCGCCCAGGCCGUGGGCGGUGCCUUGUAA
Molecule: messenger RNA, 1578 nt
Organism: Colletotrichum paranaense
Lineage: Eukaryota; Fungi; Ascomycota; Sordariomycetes; Glomerellales; Glomerellaceae
Exons: 4
Coding region: 1-1578 (525 amino acids)
Biological process (GO): cardiolipin biosynthetic process
Cellular component (GO): mitochondrion
Molecular function (GO): CDP-diacylglycerol-glycerol-3-phosphate 3-phosphatidyltransferase activity
Source: RefSeq, a predicted model, not a curated record